UUUUUUGGACAUCCGGAAGUCUAUAUUUUAAUUUUACCUGGAUUUGGACUAAUUUCUCAUAUAAUUAGAAAUGAAAGAAUAAAAAAAGAAACUUUUGGUGCAAUAGGAAUAAUUUAUGCUAUAAUUUCUAUUGGGCUAUUAGGAUUUAUUGUUUGGGCUCAUCAUAUAUUUACUGUAGGAAUAGAUGUGGAUACUCGUGCUUAUUUUACUUCAGCAACAAUAAUUAUUGCUGUUCCCACAGGAAUUAAAAUUUUUAGAUGAUUAGCAUCUAUAAAUGGUAUAAAAAUUAAAUUUAAUGUUACUAAUAUAUGGUUAUUAGGAUUUAUUUUUUUAUUUACUGUAGGUGGUUUAACAGGGAUUAUUUUAUCAAAUUCAUCAAUUGAUAUUAUCCUACAUGAUACUUAUUAUGUAGUUGCUCAUUUUCACUAUGUUUUAUCUAUAGGUGCUGUAUUUGCAAUUUUUGGGAGAUUUAUUUAUUGGUAUCCUAUAAUAUUUGGAUUAUCAAUAAAUCAAAAAUGAUUAAAAAUUCAAUUUAUUAUAAUAUUUUUAGGAGUUAAUAUAACAUUUUUUCCACAACAUUUUUUAGGAAUAAGAGGAAUACCUCGUCGAUAUUCUGAUUAUCCUGAUUCAUAUAUUUGUUGAAAUAUUAUUUCUUCAAUAGGAAGAUUAAUCUCUAUAUUUAGAACAAUAUAUUUUUUUUUUAUUUUAUGAGAAAGAAUUAUUUCUCAACGGAUUAUUAUUUUUAUAAAAAAUAUAAAUAAUUCAAUUGAGUGAGUUAUAUCAUAUCCUCCUAGAUAUCAUUCUUUUAGU
Nasonia vitripennis (jewel wasp) is the source of this 810-nucleotide messenger RNA. RefSeq names its product cytochrome c oxidase subunit 1-like. The transcript has a single exon. The record is from RefSeq and is a predicted model, not a curated record. The annotation marks the transcript as partial. Gene Ontology annotation, cellular component: membrane. Gene Ontology annotation, molecular function: cytochrome-c oxidase activity; heme binding. NCBI's taxonomy places the organism in Eukaryota, Metazoa, Arthropoda, Insecta, Hymenoptera, Pteromalidae. Gene Ontology annotation, biological process: electron transport coupled proton transport; mitochondrial electron transport, cytochrome c to oxygen.